Messenger RNA from Exophiala viscosa, 3244 nucleotides. RefSeq lists its product as uncharacterized. The coding region runs from base 303 to 3041 and encodes 912 amino acids. The record is from RefSeq and is a predicted model, not a curated record. Lineage: Eukaryota; Fungi; Ascomycota; Eurotiomycetes; Chaetothyriales; Herpotrichiellaceae. The transcript has a single exon.
ACGGGGCAUCAAAAGGAGGGUUGAAGCAGUGAUCAAUGUCUGCAGGAGUUUUCAUGUACCGUAAUUGUGUUGAUGGGUUGUUUGGCGGCCCCGGGUCUUCCUCGGCGGGGUGGUUGGUUUUACCUAUCGCGCAAUUGAGGAUAGUGUGGUCUGGGCAUUCAAUUGUGCCUUGUCACCUUUGUUUCAUCGGCCAUAGUGACAUAACAUGGCCAUCUCAAACACCAUUCCUUGUCCCACACUCUAUCAAUCAUCACUCUUUGUAAAUUACAUCAACUCUUUUGGCUAAUGUAGACCCUACGUCCAUGCCGCAUUCCGGUCGGCCCAUGGGCAAGGCCAAACCAGGUCCGCGCGCAAAUGCGCCGGACAAACCAAAAUAUGGCAGUGGUCCUCUCAUGAGAGUGCAGAAGCAGUUUCGAAACGCCCAAGGCUCUUCCUAUCAGGUCAUUACACCCCAGUCUCUUCACCAGCGCAAGAUCGUUUUUCGCACAGACAACCUUUCUGCCCCAGAUCGAUCAGUCCCCAGUAGUAAUGUCUCUACGCCACCGCUCCCCGACAACACUCGUCAUCAUCAGGCGCCGCCAACGCCGGCCCUCGAGCAUGCCUUUGUUAUCAACACUGCAGCCAACAUGAGACACGGCCGUCAAGCAGGCCGAGAGCCGCCUCAGCUGUCACGCCAAUCAACGGAAGAAAUGUUGCUUCCCAGACAAUCAAAGCGCAAAGCCUUAUUCAAACCUAGUCGGCCGCUUCAAAACUCGGAUCAGAUCAACAGCGAUAUCUGGCAGACGAUCCUCGGCUACUGCGAACCUCAACUCCUCCUCGAAGCCAAAACCAUUAAUUCAGGGUUUUAUCGCCUAUUGUCUGAUCGCUCGGGCAUUUGGAGACAAAGCAGGCAAAUCCAUUUGGGCUCGGAUAUGCCAGACCCACCACGUGGCCUUACAGAGCAGCAAUAUGUCGAUCUAUUGGUUGGUCGAGGCUGCCAGAGUCGCAAUUGUCACAGGGAAAGGAUCGCACGAGUGUGCUGGGAAUUCCGAGUGCGUCUAUGCUCGGACUGUUUCAGGAGCAAAGUGAUGCGUGCCGAUGACCUCAACCCCCAUCGACACCAUGAGCUCCCCCAUGAUAUUAACGAAGGCAUGCUCAAUCGUGACGAGAUCCGUCCUGCAGACUCAAUGCUCUGGGACCUGCUUCCUCAAGCUAUAAGCGAUGGUCGACGCUACGUUCACCCCCGAGCUGUGAAUAGAACCACAAAUACCUGGGCUGGAUGGUCUGGUGUUCGCUCCUACGUCUUUCUCAGGUCUGCUUACGCCCAGCUCGAGUCCGAAUACUUGGAACUUCAACGCUCAAAUGGUACACUGACGGCAGUCGUAGCCUCAGACGGGACGCGAUCCGAUGGCGGCCCCCUCAUCGAACAAUGGAUACGGGACAAACACAGCAGCAACAUGGCUAUCAUGGCCGACGCCGAUACCAUCGACAAAUGGCGAAAGAGGCAACAAUUCGCGCUGUCAGACCACUUGAACAGGCUGGACAGACACGACUUCUUUGCAGAACGAGCAGAAAACCUCUCCCCUCCUAUCGACUACCGAAUGUUGGACUACAUGGCUGCGUUCCGGCGGGCACUCAAAGUUGACACACCACCGACUGAGCGAUCAUGGACGGUUUUGAAGAAGAAAAUUCUACCCUAUCGAUCUCAAGCGCAACAAGUUGAUGACUUCAACAUAUUGAUGAUGCAAAACCCUGGCGCGGCUGGGGCUUUGGUCGAGAGAUUCGUGCUACUCCGAGAGCAUCGAUCUGAUUGGAAAAGAUUUUCAGGGGCAUACCAGCCCGAACAGAAUUUUGUUCUUGAACUCGGCGAGAAAGAGUUCGCGCGAUGCCUAGCAGCCGGUGUUGCGGACGAGGAUCUUCUUCUACUCUGCUUGAAGAACGUCUUUGACGAAUAUGCCCAACUGACCACUCGUCCCACAGGGCUCAAUUUCGAUGGCACGACAGGGCUAUACUGUCUGAGCUUGGAUGACGCCCGUAUGAUUGUCCAUCUGAUCAUGGAAAAGCACAUUGCUAGUGACUCUCAACGAGGCUCAGUGGUGUUUCGGAAGCUCAAAUGCAGGGGCUGCACUCGCACAGAUUUUACCAAGACGUGGUCAUUUGAGGGAGCAUUCGAGCAUAUGCUGAUCACUCAUGCACAAUUGGUAGGCGAAGGCUUGGAGUUCUGGCAAUUUGCGGUCCCCUUUCCACAUUCGGGUGCGUAUUGGACACUUCGCAGACGACGGGGAGAGGAUGACAAUGGCGAUCGUUUCCCGUGGUACACUGUACCAUGGCCACGAUGCUUACCUCUUGUUCCAUUCCACCAGGAUGUCUGCAAGAUGGACAACUGGCACCCGGCGGUCAGUGAGCCUUUUGUUCGAAAGGAAAGCCCACCGUCCAUUUCAGCAUUCGAAGGGCGGCGAGCUCGUCAGGGUCCGCGGUCUCGAGCCGACUUUCCUGAGAAUCUUGCCUUUGCUGUUAAGACUCUGACCUCAUCACGGCUUGACGGUCUGUGUCAGAUGAAGAUUGCCCUGCGGUACGCGCUGGACCUCUAUAUGAGGAUCGAUGAGGGCGAACCCCCAAUGUCAAUGCUAUUUUUGGGCUUCGAACUCAUCCACCAUGCCAAUGCCAACUUUGACCUACGUUUCAAAUGCGGAUCGUGCGUUGCAGAAGGCACAGUCGAUCCGAGCGCGAAGCAGGUCAAGUAUCGCAUACCCUACGAGGCGCUCAUAACGCAUUGGGAGCAGAGGCACAUAGAGGAUGAGAUUAGCUGGACAGAGAGUCUCAUGCACCUGCCGUCUGACAGCGAAGUUUUGGUGUUGAUGACGGAAGCGGACAAGAAGCUGCAAGCGGAGAAGGACGCAGCACGCGCAAGGGAGGAGAAGCUGGCCGAGAACGUGAGGAAGCGUCCCAGAUUGAAAGGACAAGUUGUGAUACAGGCUCGACUAGCACGCGAUGCUUUUGAGGAGCUUUUCGAGCCGACGUCGACUAUGGACCGAGCCUAUCACGAGAACACGCCAGUUUGACAAUGAGGGAUAUGCCAUUAUGAAUUGCUUGCGACAGGGACCUGGGUGGCGUUAUGGAUGGCAAGGCAUACAGGUAUCAUUUCAGGCUGGGCAUAAACAAUCGGGUUCAGCAAUACUCAGCAUAGCAAAACGGUUCCGGUGCCUAUCUGGGAUAUAGUAGAGGCGGCAACAUUACCCUGAAUAGGAUAUGACUACGAGACUCA